AUGGCAUUUUGGAAACCAGGAACAACUGCACCUGGUGCUAGUCUCGACCGAGAAACUGAGAAAGAAACAGGGGAAAGUUUCCUCCCCUAUGUGAAUCCAAGUGUCACCACGUAUACAAUACAACAACAGCGUCAGCGAUUACCUGUAUUCAAGUCACGUGAUCAUAUUCUUUAUCUCGUUGAGAAAUUUCAGACGACAAUUAUUGUUGGACAGACCGGAUGCGGCAAAACAACACAAAUACCCCAAUAUCUUCAUGAGGCGGGCUGGACUUUUGGUGGUCGAGUAGUAGCCUGCACACAGCCACGUCGUGUUGCUGCAACCACUGUUGCUCAACGUGUCGCAGAAGAAAUGAAUGUACAACUGGGUGAGGAGGUUGGAUACAGCAUCCGAUUUGAAGAUUGCACAGAUCCAAGUAAAACACGAAUAAAAUACAUGACGGAUGGUAUGUUGUUCCGCGAGACUCUGAUCGAUCCGUUACUUUCGCAGUAUAGUGUCAUAAUGAUUGAUGAAGCACACGAAAGAAGCUUGUAUACUGAUAUCCUCGUAGGAUUGUUAAAAAAAAUAAAAAAGAAACGUCCUGAAUUACGGAUUAUCAUCUCUUCUGCAACAUUGGACGCCGAAGCUUUUUACGAAUUCUAUAACACAAACACUACCAAUGAUAAAAGUAAAGACGACGCGUCUAUAAUUUCAUUAGAAGGAAGAAUGUUUCCUGUUGAUAUACAUUAUCUUGAGGAACCAUGUUCAGAUUACGUCGAGAAGGCGAUCCAAACUGUUUUUGAUAUUCAUACAAAGCAACCUCUUGGAGAUAUUUUGGUAUUUUUGACUGGUAGAGAUGAAAUUGAACAUGCGGUAGAGGAAAUAACGGAAAGAGCCACCACUCUCCCGCGCUCAGCCAUGAAAAUUAAUCCAUUACCACUAUACGCAGGCUUGACAACAGAACAGCAAAUGCUCGUAUUCGAGCCUACACCUCGUAACACUCGUAAAGUGAUAAUAGCAACUAAUAUCGCGGAAGCCUCGAUUACUAUUGAAGGUAUUGUGUACGUGAUUGAUUGUGGCUUUGUAAAGAUCCGCGCGUAUAAUCCAAAAACCGGAAUGGAAAGCUUAACUAUCACAUCCAUUUCAAAAGCGUCAGCUCAACAAAGGGCCGGUCGCGCUGGUAGGAUAACACAGGGCAAAGCGUAUCGUCUUUACACCGAGGAUAGUUUUUAUGAAUUCGAGGAUGCUAGUGUGCCGGAAAUGCAAAGGAGUAAUCUCGCUCCUGUUGUGCUCCAAUUGAAAGCACUUGGGAUUGACAAUGUGUUACGUUUUGAUUUUAUGACUCCUCCACCGGCAGAACUAAUGAUACGCGCUUUAGAGCUGCUGUAUUCUCUGAAAGCAUUGGAUGAUUAUAGCAGAUUAACAGUUCCACUUGGAAUGCAACUUGCUGAAUUUCCCGUAGAUCCCAUGCUGGGAAAAAUACUUAUAGAUUCGUAUAAAUUCAAUUGUGCCGAAGAAAUGCUCACCAUUGCUGCCAUGAUAUCAGUACAAAAUGUAUUUGUAUCAUCCUCUGGUAGAUUGGAUGAAACGAAAAGAAAAUUCGCGGUCGAAGAAGGAGAUCAUAUAACUUUAUUGAACGUAUACAAGUCAUUUAUAACACGCGGAAAAAAGUCUGGUCGUUGGUGUCACGAACACGGUCUUAAUUUUCGAGCUCUUACGCGUGCUAUGUCAAUUCGUCAACAGUUGGCAAAAUACCUAAAACGGUUUGACGUGCCACUAGAGUCAUGUGGAAACGAUACUGUUAAAAUACGAAAAUGUUUGGUUAGUGGAUAUUUUGCUAAUGCUGCAAAGAUGAUGCCGGAUGGAACGUUCAGAACUAUAAGGGAUAAUGUGGAAUUGCAUGUACACCCAUCCUCCGUUCUCUUUACACGAGCUGUUGAGUGGGUUAUAUUUCACGAAGUUGUAGAAACAACUAAACCGUUCAUGAGAGAUCUUACAGUAAUUGAUCCGGCUUGGUUAGCGGAACUGGC
Ambispora leptoticha is the source of this 2006-nucleotide messenger RNA. The record is from the annotation of a GenBank genome assembly. NCBI's taxonomy places the organism in Eukaryota, Fungi, Glomeromycota, Glomeromycetes, Archaeosporales, Ambisporaceae.